AUGUAUUUUCUUCGUCAACAACAUCGUGUCAAACCAUUUGCUACCAUCAACAUUAGUCGUAACUUACGUGUCUUACAUAAUAUUAUGAUCAAUGUCGUUAUUAUGUCUGUGGCUGGAGCACCAUCAUUCGUUAUUACUGUUUGUAUUUUAGCUGGACAAAUAACAGAUGAGACUGUCAUUUAUUGUAAUCUAUUUACUUUAUUUGGAGUUGUACUAAUCACAGUGACAUCAUUUUCCCUAACGAAAAAUGCAAAAAAAACAUUUGUUAAUCUUAUUCAAUGUCUUAAAUAA
Molecule: messenger RNA, 291 nt
Organism: Adineta steineri
Lineage: Eukaryota; Metazoa; Rotifera; Eurotatoria; Adinetida; Adinetidae
Source: the annotation of a GenBank genome assembly